CUGCAGAAGGCCUGAUAGAGCCAGAUAGACGGAGAAAGAGAGAAGGAAGGGAGGGAGGGAUACAGACAGAGACAGACGCACACCGUGGAUGUAGAGCCUGUGAAUUCAUUUCAUCACCCGGGUUCAACCAGCGUCAACAAAGGAGGAAGGACACAGAGGGAAGAGGAAGACAACACGGAGCUUCAGGGAAAGUGAAAGAGAGGCAAGGUGAAAGAGGAGAAGGAAGGAAAGGGAGGAAGGAAGGAGGCUGGGGCAUGAGGAGGGGCGCCUGAUUGACAUUGCUGCUCUCGCUAUCAGCUCACACACACACACACACACACACACACACACACACACACACACACACACACACACACACACACACACACACACACACACACACACACACACACGUACACAGUUGUAGGCAAACACACGCACCCUGCCGGAUUGUGCACCGGACAGUUGCUGCUCUUUUCUUAUCCUUUCGCAGAGCCUUGUCCUCCAUCCUUUCUUCUCCUUUCAGCGAGAGGACAAGAGAGACAGAGAGGAGGAGGAGGGGAGGCAGUAACCCUCUCCUCUCUUUUACUCAGACACACAGCAGAGAGAGAUAGGGAGAGAAUAGUAAAAAAAGGAGAAGGCAGCUUUCUGUUCUAUUUCGCCGUCUCCUGUGGUCCCUCGGCCAGCGAGCGGCUAACAGGCACCGCUCAUGUCCGUGAACUCGGAGAAAUCCUCGUCCCCCGAAAGGCCUGAGACGCAGCAGAAAGCCCCGGUGACUGCCCCCCCUCCCCCACCUCCCCCUCCGCCUCCCCCCGAGCCGGCAGGGCCCCCGGAGCCGGAGGAGGAGAUCCUGGGCUCCGAUGAUGAGGAGCAGGAGGACCCCGCAGACUACUGCAAAGGAGGGUACCAUCCGGUGAAGAUCGGGGAUUUGUUCAACGGGAGGUACCAUGUGAUCAGGAAAUUGGGGUGGGGCCACUUCUCCACCGUAUGGCUAUGCUGGGAUAUACAAGUGAAGAACUUUGUGGCGAUGAAGGUGGUGAAGAGCGCGCAGCAUUACACAGAGACGGCCCUGGAUGAGAUCAAGCUGCUGCGAUGUGUGAGGGAGAGCGACCCCGCAGACCCCAACAAGGACAUGGUGGUGCAGCUGAUAGAUGACUUCAAGAUCUCUGGAGUCAACGGCAUACAUGUGUGCAUGGUGUUUGAGGUGCUAGGUCACCACCUGCUGAAGUGGAUUAUUAAAUCCAACUACCAAGGUCUGCCGCUGCCGUGUGUCAAGAGCAUUAUCAAACAGGUCCUGCAGGGUCUGGACUACCUCCACACCAAAUGUAAAAUCAUCCACACGGACAUCAAGCCAGAGAACAUCCUGAUGUGUGUAGACGAUGCUUUUGUUAGGCGUAUGGCCAUGGAGGCCACCGAAUGGCAGAAAGCUGGAGCCCCCCCACCCUCUGGAUCAGCAGUUAGCACAGCCCCGCAGAUCAAACCGGUGAAUACAACAGAUGUGGGAAAGAUCUCCAAGAACAAGAAGAAGAAGCUGAAGAAGAAGCAGAAGCGGCAGGCGGAGCUGCUGGAGAGGCGGAUGCUGGAGAUCGAAGCGCUGGAGAGAGAGGCCGAGAAGAAGGAGGAGAGAUCCAAAGACGGGGGAGAGAAAGGGGAACACGAACACACCCCUCGUCCCUCUCAACCGCAGCUGGGCCCCAGCAUGGCUCUGGGAGAGAGCGACGAUGACGAUGAUGAUGAGGAGGACGGGGAGGAUGAGGAGGAGGAGGAGGAGGUGGGAGAGAGGGAGAGGGAGAGAGAGAGGGAGAAGGACAGGCCAAUGAGAUUGACCAAUCAUACAUGUGCGGCGUCUCCCCAGGAGCAGAACGAGGAGCUCCACAUCAACGAAGAUGAUGCGGAUGAGGAGGUGGAUGAGGAAGAUGAGGAAGACGAGGAUGAAGAGGAGGAGGAGGAGGAGGAGGAGGAGUCCACGCCUGUCGCUGAAAAAGAUGAUGCCGCUCUCCCCAACACGAAUGAGGGUAAUGGAAAUUCCACCAAAGCAGAGGUAGAGGAGGAUGGGGAGGAGGAGGAGGAAGAGGAGGAUGCGGGGGAGGAGGAAGGGUUAAAAGGAGCCGAUAAUGAGGAAGAGGAGGUGGAGGGCAAGGUAGAGGAUGAAGAGGAGGAAGAGGAGGACGAGGAGGAGGACGAGGACGAGGAGAAAAAGACUGAAAAGGGGGAAAACAAAACAGAGGAGCCAAAGAGUGAGAGCAAAACAGAGGAUGAGGAGGCAGCUGUAGAGGAAGAGGAGUCAAAGGAGAAGGAGAGGGAGGAUGAGGAGGAGGACGAAGAUGAGGACGAAGAUGACGAGGACGACGACGACACGACCACGGAACUCCUCACAGAAUCCACCUUGCCCAUGAAACCCCAGAACAACAAGAGCAAUGUGGCCAAAACCAACGGGCACGUUUCGUUGGGAUCCGAGGGACGGAAACCGAACCCUGACAAUCCUCCGCCCCGCCCCUCCUCCACCGCCGAGACCCUCCUCUGCCCCCUGGUGGAGUCGGAGCUCAGUUACACAGACCGGGACCACUCUCUCAGCUCCGGGUACGAGCUGUACAACGGAGACCUGGGCGAGCCGGGGCUAACCAACGGGGGCAGCAUCCGCCUUCCGCCCAUCAUCCCUCUCUUCCCCGAACUGCCCCUGGAUCCUCUGCCGGGAAACCCCAUCUCUGUGGGAAUGGUGGACAUCGGAGCGGGCCCGUCCCCCAACAGCCCCACGGCUGACCGCAGUCGCACUGUGUCCUCCUCCAGCACGGGAGACACUCCCAAGGUUAAAGCCCGAGCUGCAGAUCUGCUGAUCAACCCUCUGGACCCGCGCAACUCUGAGACUAUUCGAGUCAAAAUUGCUGAUCUUGGAAACGCCUGCUGGGUGCACAAGCACUUCACAGAGGACAUCCAGACGAGACAGUACCGCUCCAUCGAGGUCCUGAUAGGAGCGGGUUACAGCACUCCUGCAGACAUCUGGAGCACUGCCUGCAUGACUUUUGAGCUGGCCACUGGAGAUUACUUAUUUGAGCCGCACUCUGGAGAGGACUACUCCCGUGAUGAGGACCACAUCGCUCUGAUCAUGGAGCUCCUUGGGAAGGUACCACGCAAAGUGUUCGCUGCCGGGAAGUUCAGCCGAGAGUUUUUCUCCAAGAAAGGCGAGCUGCGGCACAUCACCAAGCUGAAGCCCUGGUCCCUGUUUGACGUGCUGGUGGAGAAGUACGGCUGGGCGCACGAAGACGCCGGCCUCUUCACCCAGUUCCUGCUGCCCAUGCUGGAGAUGGUUCCUGAGAAGAGGGCCUCGGCCGGCGAAUGCCUCAACCACCCCUGGCUCAACUCGUAGCCACAAUGUCUGAUCAGAUGCCCUCCUCCCUUCGUCCCCCCACUGUUAGCCCAAACACCCCCCCCCCCCUGGUGGCAGCCGGUGGAACAACAGCAUGGAGAGAAGCUAAAGACAGUCGGAGUAGAUGAUUAUUCCUUCCUGCCCUAUCCCACACAUCCAUUUCAUGCUUAUCUGAGUAGGCUUAAAUACCACACAAGCCCCUCAAAGGAAUUCAAAGACAAGCAUAUGGAGAUAAUUUGGCAUAGUAGCUGUGUCUUCCAAAACCUCUCCCAAAAAGAUCAUUUAAAGAUAGAUGCUACUCACGUAAAAGGGAGAAGUCUGGGAAGAGAUGUGCUUUGUUCUGCCGUGAAGAGCCAGUCCCUUCCAUCUAAUCUCCUACGAAUUCUCAGUUUUACCUUGUUUGGAUCCAGUCAUGGAUCACUGAGAGCUGCUGAUCUUUUCGAUGACAUGAAACAAAAGUCAACGUGAAGCUUCAUCUGCCAUGACCUUAACGUAGCUUGGGCCUCAAAGACAAUUUUGUUUAUGAGAAGAUAAUGAGCGCUGAGCUUAAGACCUAUACAUAGACCCUUCUUCUCUCUUUCCAGCCCUGUUGGCCUUCCUUGCGCUCCCUCGCCCUGCUAUGGAAGGACGCACACCCACAUCGUACUUAAAGUUUACACCCUGAUUUCUUCCACAAAUCCAAUCCCAAGAAGCCCCUCCUAACUGUUUGGUGUCCCUUCUAUCCCCCUUGUAAAUGAGCUAUAUGCUCCUGCUGGGGGCCGCCUCAGAUAACUGGAGGGCAGCCAGUCCUCCAGGGGGCUGACAAAGACUGACAGAAAAAGUGCGGGACGAGCAUUAAACAAAAUACAAUCAAUUCAACACGGAGGAGGACUACUUGGUCUUAAAAGACUAUUUUUAAAAUGCAUGGAGAGACUGAUGGAUCAGCAUGAACGGAUAUGACAAAUGGACGAUGGAUGCGAUAUUUUAUUUGUGCAUUACGCUGCUUUCUUUCCUGUUUCAUCACCUCUCUUGGACAUUAUGUUAGAAAAACUUAUGUUAGGAUAUUUUGGUGUCCCCUCUGAGUGAGGAAACUAUGUUACAACCUGUUCCCCUUCAGCUUUUGACAUCCCUAAUUCUUGGUCCUCAGCCAUCAUUCCUGAAUUUUAUUCCCAAGAACAAUUCUGUUGAUUCUGUCGUGGCACGUUUACCUAAUCUAUCUGAUUGGUACUAUUCCCCUUUUUUCCCUAUAGAGGAACCCUUUGAUCCCUUAACUAUUCCAGAAAGGGGAUGGUCACAUGGAGGUUGCACUUGUCUUUGUAGAUGUCCUUCAGGGAUUUGAAACCUUUGUACAUAGAACUGAGAUCUUGCAACGCAGACAAGCGACCGUGGACAAAGUUUCAACACACAAGCAUCAUUCCAAAAACAGAGGCUGUCGUUGGCAUAUUUUAACUUCCUCUGACACAGUGGGCCAUCGCUCCGGCCCUGGAGGGAUGUUCAUACUGAACUGUGCCACCUGGUGGCUGGAUGAGAGUACUGCAUUGCCACACACUGCUGCUACUCUCAGUGCCAACGCUCCGAGACGUUCCACUUUAUCUCUCCACUUAAUCUCUAUUUCUCUGUUACACACACACACACACACACACACGAGAACAUCGUCACAAUUAGUCCAGUUGCCUAUUUUUCGCAAUAAAUGAAAAAAGAUGAGUAUAAGUAAAUGGUGAGAUAUUUUUAAAAACUAUUUAAUUCAUUAAAAGAGGGAAAAAAAUAAAACAACUUUUCUCUGGUUGUUGUGACCGUGACAUAAUCUCGUCUUAUACUGAGGUGAUUGUGUUUGUCUUUUCGAGAUAUUUUGAUUUUCUUUUGUCAUUGUUAUUAUUCAUUAUUAUUAUUGAAAGUUUUUUUUUUUUACACAGUUGUCACCUCUCCCCUCCCUCCUUACUUGAACAGUGCUGCUCUAUCUGGGCUCUUGAUGGUGAUAAAAGAAAAAGUCAACAGUUUUGCAAUAAAGGGUAUGUGAUGAGUUUUUUUGCACCAAAAACCUCCUGAUUUCACUCUUUCAGCCAUGCUGACUGUUCUUCCUGAUGACAUUGACAGAAACGCGUCUCUUGUCUGUGUUUUUCAUUGACAGAUUUAAUAAAAUUGUAAAUUAAUG
This is a messenger RNA of Gymnodraco acuticeps, 5474 nucleotides long. RefSeq names its product SRSF protein kinase 2 (gene srpk2). Gene Ontology annotation, molecular function: ATP binding; protein kinase activity. Lineage: Eukaryota; Metazoa; Chordata; Actinopteri; Perciformes; Bathydraconidae. Bases 689 to 3343 code for a protein of 884 amino acids. The record is from RefSeq and is a predicted model, not a curated record. The transcript has 15 exons. Gene Ontology annotation, biological process: protein phosphorylation; spliceosomal complex assembly; regulation of mRNA processing.